Messenger RNA from Ixodes scapularis (black-legged tick), 2407 nucleotides. Its product is annotated as epoxide hydrolase 1. The transcript is spliced from 8 exons. Bases 426 to 2249 code for a protein of 607 amino acids. Gene Ontology annotation, biological process: epoxide metabolic process. Gene Ontology annotation, molecular function: epoxide hydrolase activity. The record is from RefSeq and is a predicted model, not a curated record. NCBI's taxonomy places the organism in Eukaryota, Metazoa, Arthropoda, Arachnida, Ixodida, Ixodidae.
GCGACCUGCGCCACCCGUACCGACGACGGCAUUCUGCGCUCGUGUCAUAAGCCCACGACAGGAAGUGAGCGUGUGGUGUGUCGUGCUCUUGUGCGCCUGCCCCGGACGUUUAACAGCUGCGCUCAGAGGGUGACAUUCGGAGCAUCGUUGUAGGAGUAAAGUGGCGCGGACCGAACAAGCCCAACUUCGGCCUCGGGGGACGUGCUAGAUUGGACGUGAGGACCCGCAUACGAGCGCGCCUACCCAGCCCGCCAGACAGGACAGCGGUCGUCCGAUAAGCGAUAACAGGAAGACAGGUUGUCGUCGAGGCCGCCGAGGACGCACGCACCGCUCUCGCCAGCCGAGGGAAAGCCACCCGAGACUCCCCGCCCUCUGCUGACGGCUGCCGCGGCGUCGAGGAAAGAAGCGUUUCCCGGUCGACCACGAUGUGCAAGCGUGUCGUUGGCUGCUUCCUGGUCGUAGGCAUCGCGACAGCCCUUCUGGUCGGCUUGCUCAACCAGGCACCGGACCCUUUCAAGGUGAACAAGACCGGCUACUGGGGACCGGCCAGGAUCAAGCAUGUGCGCGCGGCUCCUGAGGAUGACCCCGUGAUUCGCAAGUUCAGCGUCCACAUCCCCGACGAGGCUCUGGCAGACCUGAAGUGGCGCCUCGCAGCAACCAAGCUGGCACAUCCCUUGCAAGACUCCAAGUUCGCGUAUGGCUUCAACGCGCUGGCGCUCAAGUCCGUGGUGGACUACUGGAAGGACAAGUUCGAUUGGAGGGCGCAGGAGAAGCGGCUGAACCAGUUUGAGCACUAUCGCACCGUCAUCGAGGGCAUCCAGGUUCACUUCAUGUACGCCAGGGCCAUGCCCGCCAACGCCCAGACAAAGGUGUUCACCUUGGUGAUGACCCACGGCUGGCCUGGCUCCAUUGUCGAGUUCCUCAAGAUCGUGCCCAUGCUGACGCAGACCAAAGACGGCGUUGCCUUCGAAGUCAUUUGCCCAUCGAUACCAGGCUACGGUUUCUCGGAAGCACCUCACAAACAAGGUUUCAACCUGCUCGAAACGGCGAGGGUAUUCGUGAAGCUGAUGGACCGUUUGGGAAGAGACAAGUUUUACCUCCAGGGAGGGGAUUGGGGUUCAAUGGUGUCCAAGUUCAUUGCCACCUACUAUCCGGAAAGGGUGCUGGGCGUGCAUUUCAACAUGAUCGACGUGGAGCUGGGUCCCCUGGCGCUGCUGAAACUGGCCGUGGGCUCCUACUUCCCGUCCCUGCUGCUGGGUGACAAGGCUCCCGUCAAGGCGUUCCCCUUCCCAUUCUGGCCAAAGUUCCUCUACGUUCUUCAGGAGUCGGGAUACAUGCACCUCCAGGCCACAAAGCCGGACACCGUCGGUCUUGCUCUGCUCAACUCCCCUGCCGGACUUGCGGCGUACAUCUUGGAGAAGUUCUCCACCUGGACCCGUGCUGAAAACAGAGACCUCGAGGACGGCGGUCUGACGACCAAGUUUUCCCUGGACGAGCUGCUCACCAACGUGAUGGUCUACUGGGCCACUGACUCCAUCACUUCCAGCAUGCGCUACUACAAAGAGAACAUUGGCUCUGUGGUUAUGGCCAAGAACCGACGGACCCCUGUCACGGUGCCUUCCGGGUUCGCCAUCUUCCCCGAAGAGCUCAUCGCCUUCCCGGAAGCAGUCAUUGGCUCCAUGUACACGGACGUUGUCACGUUCACUCACCACUCGAAGGGCGGCCACUUCCCAGCGAUGGAGGAACCGGCCCUCCUCGAGAAAGACCUGCGCUCCUUUGUGUUGGCCGUGGAGGCCCGAAAUGCCACUCAGCGGUCUGUCCCGAGGCCGUUCCCCUUCGUUGACCUUGGACCCCUAGCCCCCAAGGUCAUGCUGACCUUCGGACCCGAAACGACUCCCGGAGCCGGUACGUUGGCCAGGACCAGGUUUGAACCGCAGACGGUUCAGAAGGAGCCCGGAAAGGCGAGCCAAGCGGCGAGGGAAGCGAAGGUACCCACGGAGGUGCCGACCCCGACGAAGGAUGCGCAGUCACAGCCUGUCAAAAAACCAUCGCCUCCGAAGAAGGCUCCGCAGCAACAGUCGGCCUCAACUGCUCAGCCCCCGAAGAAGGCUGUGGAUCAACAACCGACCACGACUGCGCAACCCCCGGUAGCAAAGAAGACUGUUCAGCAGCAGACAGCCACACCUGCUCAGCCGCCAGCUCCGAAGAAAACAGCGCAGUCAAAAGAUUCGACGCCUGUGCGACCUUAGUUUUCGUCGAAGUUUGUACAGUCUGAAGCUAGGGCAUUUCCAUCCACAUAAACUGCAAAACGAACAUAGCCAUGUAUCAAUAUUGUUUGCUUAAUAAAUAAAAUAGAUGGAUUAAAAAGAACAUAGAAAUAAAAUAAAGGCGAUAGCGUAUUACUAAA